This is a messenger RNA of Tyto alba (common barn owl), 5159 nucleotides long. It is a transcript of the gene CEP97, whose product is annotated as centrosomal protein 97. NCBI's taxonomy places the organism in Eukaryota, Metazoa, Chordata, Aves, Strigiformes, Tytonidae. The transcript is spliced from 11 exons. The record is from RefSeq and is a predicted model, not a curated record. The coding region runs from base 243 to 2837 and encodes 864 amino acids. Gene Ontology annotation, molecular function: protein binding.
CUGGCGGGAGCGGGUGAGCAGCGCCGCGCCUCCCCGGUCGGAGAAGGGGCGGGGGGGGGGUCACUCUGCGGCAGCGUUCGCACCGCCCGGGCCUAGCCGCUCUGCGGUUAAAAUCCCGCCGGGCGGCCCCGCGCACGGGAUCUUUCGUCCCGCCGAGAAUAAAAGACGCGGUUUUGCCGGCGCGGAGCGGAGCAGCCGGUCGGCGCCCGGUUGUUGCCUGGCGGCGACGGGGAGCGGGAAGCAUGGCGGCGACAGAGUUUGCGGGCAGAACUGAGGCUGUCCCGCCGGCUGGAGGAGGCUUGGUAGUCAACUGGUCAGGUCAAGGAUUGCAAAAACUGGGUCCAACCUUACCCUGUGAUGCUGAUACUCACACUCUGAUUCUGGACAAAAACCAGAUAAUUAAAUUGGAACACUUGGAGAAAUGCAGGAAUCUGAUGCAGCUCUCUGUAGCCAACAAUCGUUUGGUGCGAAUGAUGGGUGUAGCAAAACUGACUAAGCUCCGGGUGCUAAACUUGCCUCAUAAUAGUAUUGGAUAUGUGGAAGGGCUGAAGGAUUUGGUGCACUUAGAAUGGCUGAACUUGGCAGGAAAUAACCUUAAGGCCAUUGAACAAAUCAAUUCCUGUCUGUCUCUUCAGCAUCUUGAUUUGUCAGACAAUAACAUAGCUCAAUUAGGCGAUCUCUCCAAGCUUACAUCACUGAAAACUCUCUUGCUGCAUGGAAAUAUUAUAACUUCACUUCGCACUGCCCCUGUUUGCCUACCUCAGAAUCUGACUGUUUUUUCUUUGGCAGAAAAUGAAAUCAGAGACUUAAAUGAGGUUUCUUUCCUGACCUCUCUUCAUCAAUUGGAACAGUUGUCAAUUAUGAACAAUCCUUGUGUGAUGGCCACACCUUCUAUCCCUGGCUUUGACUACAGACCAUAUAUUGUCAGCUGGUGUCUGAACCUUAAAGUUCUUGAUGGAUAUGUGAUUUCUCAGAAGGAAAGUUUGAAAGCAGAAUGGCUCUACAGUCAAGGUAAAGGAAGAUCGUAUCGACCUGGACAGCAUGUUCAGCUAGUCCAGUACUUGGCUACUGUUUGUCCUCUUAUAUCUACAUAUGGUCUUCAGACUGAAGAGGAUGCCAAACUGGAAAAAAUACUGAGUAAGCAAAGGCUCCACCAGAGGCAGUUGAUGCAUCAAAACCAAAACGAAGGACCACCUACAUCUUCUACUCCCAACAAAACCCCGGCAGUUACUUAUGAACAGAGCAGUCCAGUCCAGCCACCACAGAUAGUUCUUGAAAGUGAACCUAUGAUCCAGAAGAAUUCCUGGGUUGGACCAAGUACAAAUGAUGAUCAUUCCUAUGCAGUAAAGAACACUUUUCUUCUUGAAAGAAGUUUUCGGAAGGAUCUAUACCUUGAAGAUAUACAGACAGAUGAAGACAAACUAAACAGCAGCCUUUUAUCCUCAGAGUCUACUUUCAUGCCAGUUGCUUCAGGAUUGUCUCCAGUGUCUCCUACUUCAGACCUGAAGAUACAUGGAAUCAAUUUGGGCCUAGAAGAUGAUGAUAAUGAUGAUGAUACAGUGAUCGAAUGUGUGAGAGAUGUUAAUAGUGGAGAAAGAGAUAACAAGCAAGAAGCUUCAAGUGUUAACAGAGAGCACUUGAGCAGAGCAGUGGGAAGUUUGGAAACUCAAGGGAAUAUCAAAGAGAGCGUGCUGUUGCCUUCUGAUCCAGUAACAGCUUGCCUGACUGCUAAUACUAGCAACUCAUCAGCAUCCUCUGAAGACCAGGUUCUGCAUAGUCACCCCAGCACCUCAGUAGGUGCUGAAUUGGGAAUUGCAGCUCUCUGUCCUGACCAGAUGACAGGAGAAGGUUAUGAUUCAUUAGCUGUUGUCGAUCAAGGUGCAACUGAACUGCAAAGAAUGACUAAAGCAGCUACCAAGCUUCAAGCCUGCUGGAGAGGAUUUUACACAAGGAACCACCAUCCCCGCGCCAAGGAAGUGCGAUAUGAAAUUCGACUGAACAGAAUGCAGGAGCACAUCAUUUGCUUAACUGAUGAAAUACAAAAACUAAGAAAAGAAAGAGAAGAAGAUAAGAUUCAGAGGCUUGUACAGGAGGAAGCUGUUAGAUUUCUUUGGGAUCAGGUUAAAUCCCUUCAACAGUGGCAACUGUCAGUGACUCGAAAUUUAGGUGCCACUUGGCAACCUGGGAUCCCUUCAGUCAGUGCUGUCUGUCCAUCUGAACCAUGUAUUCAAUCAUCCACACUUGAGCAAGAAACCCCACCAGAUGUUAGUUCUGCUUUGUUAGUUCCAGCUAGUGAUGUUCUUCAGGAAAAGUCUUUGUUGCAGUUCCCAGAUUCUGGUUUUCAUUCUUCCAUGGCUGAUCAGACUCAUGCCAGUGACUUGUAUAGCUCUGAAAAGAGCUUGGUGGAAGGAACCGAGAGCUCUCUUUCAGUGGAAACUGUCAAACAAUGUGGCAAUUCUGUUUCAGUGUAUUACUCAGAUGGGGAGGAUGGCCAGGGGGAAUGUGGGCAGAGUAAAGAGAGCUUUAGUAAUGAGCAGGACAACAGACUAAUACAACAGUAUUUGAAAUCUGUUCAGCAGCUGGAAGAGGCUGAUGAAGGGACACAUUGCAGCGAUGAAACAGAGGGUAGCUGGCCACAAAUUGCUGUUUCAGCAGAAAGCCAAGAGUCUUCAUCUGACGCUGUCUCUGUAGAUCUCUCUCAAGACACAUCUUCCCCUGCUCGAAGUGAAAUCAGUCAGACACCAGAAAGCUGCAAGCUGAAUUCAGGAAUAGUAGAAGGAAAGCAAACAGACUGUGAUUCUUCAUUUCAGAUGCUGCAUGUUGGGAUAACUGUAUAGUAGGCUCAGUUCCACAAAGGACUAGGGAUUCCAUUUCCCUUUUCUCUUUUUGCCAUUUAUACAAGACUUAUUUUUCAUGCGUGCUGUUUCAGAUUUUGACUCAUGUUACCAAUUUGUGUUUUCAUUGGUAUUUUAUUGAUGUUGCUGAGGACUGACACUAACUAUGCUAACCUGAAAUUGGCAAAGUUCUCAGUGAUAAUCAUUAUGCACUUUAGUUUCAAACAUAAACCUGAUACCCUAAUAACUGGCUUCCAUUAAAUUAAUUCUUAAGAUUGGGGGUGCUGAUGGUAUUUCCUGUAAAUUCACUUCAAUGAAUGUGUUAGGAAAUCUUGGAAUUUUUUUCUAAAAAGCAGCACUGAGUUCCUACUUUGCAAAGAGAAGGAAACAAUAUGGGAAGAAACAGGAUCAGUAUAGGCUCUGUGUGUGUGUAUAUGGAUGCAGCCUCCUGAGAAAGAUGAAAGCAGUUGCCUUUCAGACUUCUUUUGACUUCAACAGGAAAAGUUUGGUCAUGUUUCAGAGAUGCAUUCCAUGAAACCAGUAUCCAGUCAGUGACUUCUUUUUGUUUACUUGAAGCUACUGGCUAGGAGUUAAGUCAUUUACAUAUGCACUGAAACAAGGACUUAGAGGGCAAGACCUUAGGGAGCUUCAAGUAAUCUUGGACUUUUGUUUGCCCUGGGGUUGAAUUUCCCUCCUUUCUCAGGUAAGACUCAAAGUGGAACCAGUAGCAGCCUUUACUAAAUAAGAAUUUCAAAAGGGCAUGUGAUUUGGGAACAUCAUUUCCAAGACUACACUGCUGGGUUACAGCAGCAGACUUGGUGACCUGUGUUUUGCCUCCAUAAGGAUGCUGAUGUCAUUGUGGGAUUUGGAUCUGCAUGGUUUUCAAGACAUUAGUGCAUUUGAUGGAUCAUGACUACUUCUAUCUACAGGUAGAAAUACUAAAAGCAAAUGCCAUGACUUAAAACUAUUUAUUGACAUCUCUAUUGGGUUUUUUAGUGUUUUUUGUUUUUUGUUUGUUUGGGUUUUUUUCCUGUAUGUCCAGUAUUUGACAUUCUAAUUAGAUGUGGGUAAAAAGCUGUAUUUCUUCCCUGUUGGCAAAUGGGCUAAGAUACCUAGGAUAUGCUUUCUACUUAUAAACCAUAUUGUUUGCCCAGUGUUUAUCUUGCCUAGUCAUUGCUAUGUUGUUUUUUUUAAUGGUAAGAGAUCAGGUAUCUUAGUAUACUGAACAAGUGGCAAGGGAAAUCUGUUUUGCUGUGCAAUUUGUGAUGGACACUAGUAAAAUAAAAUUGACGUUGUGACUUCUAGGGGUCAGUUUGCUAAUACUGCAUUUUGCAAUGUGUACUGGAAGGCCGGUGUUUCAGUAGUUUGCUAAUAUUGACUUCUCAGAUAUGAAGACAUGCAUAUUAUAAUUUUUUGAAUCCACAGGUUAACUUCUGCUGCUAUGGUGUCAUUAAAAUCAACUAGUGCUGUUUUAAAGUGACUCUUAUGGCCAUGUUACCAUGUAAAAUAAUUUAAUUCUUGUAGAAGCUUUGGUUGCUUGUCUACUUUAGGUUCUGAGCUGAAAAUUACAGCUACUCAGGAGUUUGGCUUGAGGCCAGUAUCUGCUUGAGGACUCAAAAUAGCCUUUAUUUAGAACAUAAAUGGUAUAUUGGACUUGUAGCAGCCAUAUGCCCGGUGGUGAAGUUCACCUUGGAAGAAUAAAGCUUACCUCUGUGUAUAGAAUAGGUAUCAUCUCUUUUUCCCCACUCCUCUAAAAAAAGUUGCAGGGCACUAACUUCUCAAAAAAGAGCUGUCAUAGCAAUCAAGCUGACACUUGACUGAGCCUUACAUACACGAGAACAUUUAAAACAAAACAAACACAAAAACAACAACAAAAAAACCCCCAGCAACUGAGGUGGUAGAUUUUUAAUGUGCUGUCUUUUUAACUCAGUCCUAUUACAGCACAUUUGUAGCGUAACCAUAUUCAUUAUUCUUAGAGCAUGAGUGUGCCUGGGUAUUGAAAGUAGUACGGAUGCAUUAAUGUACCAAAACAUCUAAUUAACUGUGCAAAGAAGUGUUUAGUCUUACAUGAUCAUAUCCUUGUCCUCUGAAGUUUCUCAACUUGGAUUUAAAUCUGCCAUGCUUGGAGAUCUCUGCAGUUCAUAGGAUUUGGCUCUUUGACUGUUAAUCUGUUAUUAAAAACAAAUAAACAAAAAAUCUCAUGUAACCCUCUAAAGAGGCUUUCUUUGGGUUUUGAGAGGGAAAUUAGUUCUAUCUGUGAAACAGUUGUUGGACCUUACACUCUGGAGGCAGUGGUUAGGUGUAAUAAAACAGUGAGUUCUCUUU